Molecule: messenger RNA, 1510 nt
Organism: Cokeromyces recurvatus
Lineage: Eukaryota; Fungi; Mucoromycota; Mucoromycetes; Mucorales; Mucoraceae
Exons: 1
Coding region: 60-1385 (441 amino acids)
Biological process (GO): meiotic DNA double-strand break processing; interstrand cross-link repair; resolution of meiotic recombination intermediates
Cellular component (GO): Slx1-Slx4 complex
Molecular function (GO): enzyme binding
Source: RefSeq, a predicted model, not a curated record
UUUCUAAACAUAUACAAACACAAAUACAUACAAAUAUAUGCAAAUACAUUUUCAAUGCUAUGUCAAAGGAUUCAUAUAGCUCUAAUAAUUUUUCGCUAAAAAGAUUAUUAGAUGAACAAACAAAUAGUACUAAUAAAAGGAAAAAGGCAUCUAUUUCACUUUCUAAAUCUCGACCCAUUAGCCCUUCAUCUGUCAUUACUGUAAAACAAGAAAUAAAAAUCAAAACUGAAAAAGUAAAAGCAGACACAAUUGAUGACUAUAUUAUAAAGAAAGAAGAAGAAAUCAAGUUGGAAUCAAAAGACGAUUUGUUGAAUGAUAUUAAACUAGAAACAGUUAAAGAUGAAACUGACAUUUUUGAUCAGAUAAAAUUGGAAGAAGAAUUAGAUACUUUUAUAGAAAAAGAAAACAAGUAUGCCUGUCCUAUUUGCGAUAAAGACUUGACUCUUGUCAAAUCAAGUUACUUUCGACAGCAACAUAUUGAUGAAUGUAUAUCAAAUACUCAAAAUGUAAAGGAGAAAUUAGAAUUUGAUAUUUGCAUCUUUUGUGGUAAAGAUCUAACUCAUCUUGACUCAUUAACUCGAAGACAAGUGCACCUGAAUCGUUGCCUGGAUGAAUCAAUGGUUCCCGAACAGGAGCAGCAACAGCAGCAGCAACAGACUGAAAUUUUUGCAGGUCAAGACAUGCCUCUUCUGGUUACCUUGGAGAUAUGUCCUAUUUGCUAUGAAUCUUUUAUGCAACGUGGACUUCGACAAAAGAUCGUGCAUUUAAAACAAUGUGCUAAACAAAACCAAAUCACUGUUCCUGAAUUAUUAAAAAGGAUACAAUAUCCAAAUGAGGGGAAUGUAUCAAAAACGAAUGAAAUGACUGCACCGACUCCUCAAAGAACACAAUAUCAAUUAGUAGCUACUGGUUAUGAUUUAGAUGAUGAUUUUGAUGAUGAUAAUGAUGAUUUUAGUCGAAAAGUGAUUAUCCAUAAGCAGAGUGUGAGUCCGAUGAGUCAAAAGAAACAAGAUAAAGAAGAUGAAGCCUUUCAAACUGCCUUAGCCCUUUCUCGAUCUUUACAUGAAGAACGACGACAAAAGCAACGACUUUUAAAACGUAGACAAAAAAUGACAGAUGAGAGGGAUUGGAAUGCAGCAAAUAUUUGGUCAGCAGAGGAAAGUUAUUUAAAGGCAAUGGAUAAACUAGAUAAGAUCUUAUUUCCUUCCAACAUGGAUCAUUAUAAACAAGUACAACGUGAAAGAUCAAUAGGACUUUUAGGACCGUCUCGAAUUAAUCACUCAAAUAAUAAUUUCUUUUGGCAUAUAGCUAGCAAUAAGGAGUCAAAUUGGGAUGAUCCCCUAGUAUUCAUGUCUCUAUUCACGCGUAAAUUUAAGGAGUUUUAAAAGCGUUAUUAUAAAGUUACAUUAUGUAAAUUUGCUCCAAUUUUUUUUUUUCUUUUUCUUUUAUUUUUGUAUAUUAAAAAUGAGCCAUCACAGCUAUAAUAAAAAUGUAAGAAAUGGUGUCUAAA